AAAACUCGAGCGCCAACAGUCUGCAAGUCACAGUUCAGCAGAUUCUUACAAGCCGACAAGAAGUUAGCUACGAAAAAAAAAAUAAUAAUUAUCAGUGAAAAAAAAAAGUUUUUUCCUUAAAAAAAAUGAAGCCUUUCUGUUUCUUAAUUUUGUUGAUCGGUGCUGUUGCCGCUUCUGAUACCGAUGGAUUAAUUACAGGCGCAUUGAAAUUCGUUAAAGAUUGUAAUGACAAGUCAAUCACAUUAUGCGUUAAGGAGCGCGCCAUUCAAUUAUUCGAGAAAACAAAGGGUGAUUUUGAGCUUAGUGAAGGAAUUAAACUUGUGCAGACUGAAGAUGAGCCGCAGCCAGAACAAGGACGAUCAUUGAAUGAUGUUGAAUUAUCUGACGACCCAGACACUCGUGAGCAAGAAGUUGAUUCAUUAUUGGUUGAUCGUGUCGCACGUUUCCUCGGAUCACACACCCUCCAAUUCAAAGUCUCAAAGGAAUCAAUCAAAGACGUUCAACGUUCAUUAGAAGAAGCUCGUGGCAAGACCAAGAAGGGCAAGAAGUACUUGUUGCCACUCCUCAUGUUGAUGAAACUUAAGGCUGCAGCCCUCCUUCCAUUAGCUAUCGGAGUCUUGGCAUUGAUCUCACUCAAGGCAUUGGUCAUUGGUAAAUUGGCACUCAUCAUCUCAGCAAUUAUUGGAUUGAAGAAAUUACUCGAAGGAAAGCACUCGUCAAGCUACGAAGUCGUUGCUCAUCCACACCAUUCAUUCUCGUCAUACGAUGAGCAUAGUGCCCAUGGUGGUGCAUUCAGACGAUCAAUUGAUGCUCAAAAAUUAGCAUAUAAUGCACAACAAUAAUAAGCUUUAUUUCGCAAACAACAAUUAAAAAAAGAUUUAUUGGAAUUAUUUUCGAGUCAACAGAUAAUGUGAACAACAACCGUUCACAGCUAAUUGGUUCAAAAAUAAUUCCCAAGAGAGAAAUGCCAUUCAAGCGAAAAAAAAGACAACUAUUUAUUUUAAUUUAUUUAAAAUGAGGAUAAAUUAUUUAUUGAAAUGAGAAACAAAGCACAUAGAACAUUAGACAUACAUACACACAUAAACAUCUUCGAGAUGUUCCUACUUAUUUCAUGUUUUUCUAACAUCUUCCAAACUACUAUCAUGCACGUAGAUAACGACAAUUUUGUCAUUAAAAUGUAUAAGGAAAUUUUUUUCAAGCUCAACAAACUGUUCUGCUAUCUAAUUAUUUAAGACUUUUUACAUACUUAAUGAGACUUUUGUAAGAGAAUUCACAUCUCUUCCACUUACUAUGUCAUUCUUGUCAUACUUUCUAAUAAUGUUUCCAUUUCUCUGUUAAGUCUUAAUUACCGACCAAAAAACUAUUUUUUGUUGUUAAACUUUUAUGCAUAUAAACCGUACAUACACGAACGCAUUGUCUGACCAAAAAACUUUAAAUCUAAUCCCAAAAAAGAACAUACAACUUUAGUUUUUAUUAGUUCUAUGACUGUUAAUUUUAUUGUAAGCUCUCUAAAUAAUUUAAUUAUUUAAUUUUAAUUUCUCUUAUUCUUUCUCUCAUUCUUUUUAAAACUCGCAACUUAAUUUAUUUUUAUUGUUAUUGAUUGAGCAUAUUGAAGAAAUCAAACGCAUGAGUAAAACGCAUUGAAUGUCGAUCAGAAUUAAGGAGGUAAUUUCGAAGAAGUGAAACUUGCUUUCUUAACGGUACAGGCGAGCAUCAACAUUAUUUAUAUACAUAUAUCCACAUUCUCAAUCAUAUAUUAGGUCAGUUGAUCACAUCCAGUAUUCUUUAUUAUUUUUUUUAUGCUUUUUUUAUCUUCUUUACUUCUUAUGCUUAUUUAUCUGCUCUUGUCUUUACAUUAUUUAUAUUAUUAUUUUCAAACAUUAUAACAAAUAUGAGAAAAUAAGUGACUCGAUUUAAGUCACACACUUUGUGUGUCGUGCGUCGGACUUAUUUUCUUUAUAUCUUUCCCCUUUAUGUACAUUGCAUAUAUAUGUAAUUAGUACACAGAUCAGGUAUUUACUCUUCACUCUCCUUCUUCUCAUUCUCUGUCUUUUAAUGCUCUACAUUUUUAUAUCUUGAAUCACG
Molecule: messenger RNA, 2085 nt
Organism: Chironomus riparius
Lineage: Eukaryota; Metazoa; Arthropoda; Insecta; Diptera; Chironomidae
Source: the annotation of a GenBank genome assembly